AUGCUCUCUAAAGCUCUUCAGAAAGCCAACACAGCGGUACUUCUUGACAAUGCACAGAAUUUCGAGGGUGCCAUACAGGCUUAUUCUGAAGCAUGCGCCUUAUUGCAACAAGUGAUGCUACGUAGCUCUGGCGACGAGGAUAGGCGAAAAUUGGAAGCAAUUCGAAAUACCUAUACAAGUCGAAUAAGUGAGCUCGGAAAGAUUGCCCCCCAUUUACGUGAUGAUCACAAAGCAUUGCCCGCGAGGCCUGAGGGCGAGGACUAUAGAGAUGGGGCCGAGUCACCCGACGAUGAUGAACAGGAGGCUGCUAUCAUUGAAACUGCAACGGUCACGAGAAUAGUGAACGACCAGUCUUACAUCCCUGAACACCAACAAAGCCGUUCAAUACCCUCGUCGCACAUGCCUCGGCGGAGAGAGUCUCUCUUGCCAUCAGCCCUGGAUUCGAUGCAAUACAGAUCACGAGUCACGCAGGAGCCAUUCACGGAACGUCCCUAUACCAAAAUCCCUAUGCGGGAGCGUGUGACGGAGACGAGCCUUAACCUUGCGCCACCAAUGGAAAGCCAAUACAUGCCGCCGCCCCUUUCCCCAAUGCGGCUGCAAUCGCCCAUGACCCGCGGAACACUUAGCAAUGUUAAUAAUAGACAACCUGGGUCAUUUCCUCCAAGAGGGCAUACCCGGGCGCCUAGUAACGAAUCGAUGUCCUGGCUUGACACUAUCGAUGAAUCGGGUGGCUCAUCUGCAUCUUCAGUGCAUUCAAGAACAUCAUCUCUGGGCGUUCGAAGGAAACACAUUCGCGCAGCAAGUGGGGCUACGGAGGCUGAAUUCGAUGCAGCACUGGAUGCCGCUGUUGAGGCCGCGUACAACGAAGGCUUUGAACCAGAGGACACUCCCGAACCAAGCCACUAUGACUAUGAUAACGAUGAUGAGAUUGUUGCGAACGUGAGGCGGAGGGUAGAGUUGGCGAAAGAGAGGGUCCGUCAGACGGAAAGGGAGGCAGCUAUAUAUGACGCACGUGAGAGAGAGAGGAAACGACUGCUUCAGCAGGAACUAGAACGACAGGAUACGGUUGACGAUGAAUUCAAUGGGAACGAGUCCGAGGAAGAAGAACGAAUGCUUGAGGAGAUGACGAGAGGAUACGUGAUGGAUGACUUUGAAUUUGGCUUAUCGUCGAAGUCCGCCUUGCCGCGAGAGUCUGACUCCAGUGGCUUUUCUGGUCGGACCUGGCAUAGCUCAAUAGGAUCCAACCCUACGACGGCAGGGACAACGCUCUCCACUGUGACCGAAGCGGCCACCAUGGCACAGCUCCUCGCAAAUCAGUCAAACACGCCACCCCCUAGCCAAGGCCUUCCACCGCCGCCCAGUCGAGGACUCCAGACACCCUUACCAGCAUCGGCUUCUCAAGGCGUUCGGAGCCGUAGGCUUUCUGGACAGAAUGCGAAACUGCUGAAGAUUGAGACGGCGACAACCAAUCUGGACAUGGGACAGGUAGCACCACCCACACAGCCUCCCCCCAUGCCACCCCCACAAGUCCCAAUUGAUGACAACUCCGUUCAACCUAAAACUGCCGGCUUACCGCAACAUCGACCAACUUUAUCCGGAACAGCAGGUCGGCCGCUCAUACCACAGUCUGCUCGACAUCCUUCGUCUCUAUUCCCGGGCCCCAGCCCAUCUGAGAUCCUGUCCCCGCCAACACCAACUCUAACACAGACUUUCACUAAUGACAGCGAAACCAACGGACAGACAUCUCGAGCUGGUUCUCCAGGCCGCGCUCAAUCAAGAACUGGAUUGCGCAAGAACUUCUCAUCAUCCAGUUUGAAGAACAUGAAGAGCCGUAAACUUUCGUUGUCUAAUGUUGACGAUGGCUCUGACGUCUCACCAAACACACCCAUAAGUUCGUCAUUCAAUAGUAGGGAUCUCAGUGCUAGACUCCCUGCCAUGCCCACGCUUCCAACCCCAAUUGCGCUAGCCUUCACGGAGAAGAUGGAUGGCGGGCCCACUGGAGGCCUAUACCUAUUCAACAAUGACAUAAGCUCUCCAGAUAGUCCAGGAUCGCUGGACCCGCUCAACUCGGGUGCACCUAUACCUCUCGAACCUUGUCCUACCGAGUACUUACUACGUCCAUUCUGGCUCAUGCGGGCCCUUUAUCAGACUAUCGCACAUCCAAGGGGUGGAUACCUCUCGACUAAACUUUUCGUCCCACGUGACGUAUGGAAAGUUAAAGGGGUGAAGAUAAAAAAUGUCGAAGACAAGAUUUCGAAUUGCGAUUUUCUCACAGCGGCUCUUCUCAAACUUGCCCAAGUUGAUACCUUCGAUGCUGAUGCAGUUCUAGAAGAGAUGCAAUCCCUGGAAGGUGUCCUCGAACAUGUUCAAACAAUGUUAACAAAGAAAUUGGGUAACGAAGUCGGAGUUCAGAGCUCAGGAGGCAUGUUUAAAGAUGCGCCAACAGUGGGUGAGGUAGAAACGGGCAGUAUAAGCAAAACUGGUAGUAUGUCGAGCAAAUCUUCGUCAUUCUCGUGGCGAAGAUUAAGGUCCAAGAACUCGGGCAUAGGAUUAGCUAAUAGCUAUUCCAACAAACCUACAGCAGCGGAUGGACCAAAGGAGGGCCUGACGAUGGGUACAUUGCCCAUGACCACGACGGCACUAUCCAAAGUUCGUUUCGCAAAGAGAGAUGUCAGCCAGCUGGAAUUUUCGGGGCCAAAUUCUAAUUACAUGGGAGCGCUGGCACGACUAUUUGAUGCCGCUCAAACCCUUGAUCAAAUCGCGCGACAAGUUGAAGACCCUGGCCUUCGACACGCAGAUAAAACCCAAGUGGGUCUUGAGCUUUGCACCCGCCACGCUGCCGAAUUCUUCGGCUUUUACAUAUGUCGGUUUGUCCUCACGGAUAUUGGGAUGCUUUUGGACAAGUUCAUUAAGAGAGGGAGCGAGUGGGUUCUUGUUUGA
This is a messenger RNA of Amorphotheca resinae ATCC 22711, 2940 nucleotides long. RefSeq lists its product as hypothetical. The coding region runs from base 1 to 2940 and encodes 979 amino acids. NCBI's taxonomy places the organism in Eukaryota, Fungi, Ascomycota, Leotiomycetes, Helotiales, Amorphothecaceae. The transcript is spliced from 3 exons. The record is from RefSeq and is a predicted model, not a curated record.